Molecule: messenger RNA, 627 nt
Organism: Paramecium octaurelia
Lineage: Eukaryota; Ciliophora; Oligohymenophorea; Peniculida; Parameciidae
Source: the annotation of a GenBank genome assembly
AAACCAACAAAAAGGAUGAAAUAAUAAGAAGCAUUCUUUCAAGAGGAAUCAUGUUAGAUACAAAAGGAAGAAACAAAUGGUAUCCUUGAAAUAGAAAAUGACCAACCAUUUAAACCACAUUAUGGAAACAACUUUAUGUUUAAAUUUUCUGAUGGUCAACCAUAAAUAACGAUAGGUCCUCACUGUAUUACAUUUUGAUAUCUCUAGGGCCUUUGAGUCUAUGCGUGAUAAUUUCUAUAAUAUUGGGAACGUAUUUUAUUAGUACUACAAUAUACCUCAAAUCCGGUAUCUGGGCUAGUUUAGCAUCUAUACUCAGUAGCUUAAUAUUGGAAGUAAGUUUUCUAAGAGUUUUUCUCAAAAAUCCUGGAGUCAAUUUUACAUUAACAGAAGUUACAAGAACUGAGAGUAUCAAUUUUAUAUAAUCAAGAAUCGUGUUAACCAUGCAAACUCAAAAAAGAAUUAGGAACUUAUCAUUGUUUUGAAUGUGAUAUUUGUGUUAGAGGUUAUGAUCAUCAUUGUCCUUGGGUUGGAAAAUGCAUCGGCGAAGGCAAUAUAAUAGAAUUUUAACUGUUUUUGCUUUCAUUUCUACUAUUUUUUGUUUGCAAUAUAUUUUUAGUCCUAAUGUGA